AUGUCUCAUUCCCAAAUUUCUUCUUCUCAGCUGGAAGGCAACUUCACCAUGUUUGGGUCCAAUCAGACUUCCUUAAGCAUAGGCUUGCAACAACCUCAACAGACUUCUUUCAAUUCUCAAGCAACAACUUUCUUGGCCAAAUGUUCCUCUUUAUCUAUGUCCAAACCUACCUCUUCUCCUCAGUUGAGUAAAUCCCAACAAUGUCUAAACGGAAGAGGAAAAUCAAUCACCGACAACAAAAAGUCUUCCCAAUCAACCUCUCAGAAGGAUCUAUUGAUCAUGCCUCAAUGUUUAAUACCAUUGAAUACCAAUGGUCAAGAUCAAGGAAGUUACAGUUCCAACUCCCAGUCAACCACUUUGGACAAUUUCUUGAUGAAAUCGAAACAACCUUCAAGCACCACUAUUCUCAUUGAGAAAGAAUGGUUUCAAACAAAACUAAAUAAUAUUGAAUCGCAGAUACAGGCUCUUGAAAAACAAAGUAACCAAGGACAGGAAGAAAUUUCUUGUCAUCUCAACAACAUGCUGAAAAAAGUGAAUGAAAUUGAUGUUUGGCACCAAGAAUUGACCUCUGUUAAUGAAGAGCGUCAUUUGGAAGUCAUGCAAAAUAAUGCUCAGGCACAAGUCAUUAAAACUCUUUCGAACAACGUUCAAGAGAUCACUUGUUCGCUGCAAGUGCUCUUGAAGAAAAUAGAAGAAGAGGAUGAUGCACCAGCAGGAAAAAACAAAAUCUCAAAGCAGAAGAAAAUGUUAAGGAAAAACUCACAAUUUGAAAAGGCCAUGCAAAACAUGAUACAAGACAAAACAGUCCUUAAAUUAAAGCAUAAAAACGAUGCAGCUAUAGAUGAUUCAUGGUUUUGUGACGAACUGUAG
Molecule: messenger RNA, 870 nt
Organism: Naegleria fowleri
Lineage: Eukaryota; Heterolobosea; Eutetramitea; Acrasida; Naegleriidae
Exons: 3
Coding region: 1-870 (289 amino acids)
Source: RefSeq, a predicted model, not a curated record